Trypanosoma theileri is the source of this 2094-nucleotide messenger RNA. RefSeq lists its product as uncharacterized. The record is from RefSeq and is a predicted model, not a curated record. Bases 1 to 2094 code for a protein of 697 amino acids. Gene Ontology annotation, molecular function: protein binding; GTPase activator activity. The transcript has a single exon. Lineage: Eukaryota; Euglenozoa; Kinetoplastea; Trypanosomatida; Trypanosomatidae.
AUGCACUCGGAGGCUGCGGAGGUGUAUGUGGCCGCCUGCAACGAGGCACACGCGGAGUGUGCGCUGGAGUUAGUGUACGCGUUGGACAACAACGAACGCACCGCAAAUCUCGCCGACCGCGCCGUGCGGCUCAACGAUGUGGACUUGGCGUGCGUGGCGGAGGCCCUCAUGGUCGCCUCGCACCCCCUGCGGGUUCUCAACGUGGAGAAUAACGCCUUUGGGCUGCCGGGGCUGCAGGCACUCCUCGGGGCGAUUGAGGAGAACCCCGGCCUCAUCCGGGAACUGCGGCUCGGCAGGAAUAAACUGAAGGAUCAGGCAGCCGUCGCCAUUGGACACACACUCUCACGGGAUGGCUGUGGACUGAAGGUCUUGGAUCUUUCCGAGAAUGAAAUUACGAAGCUUGGUGUUAUUCCCAUCGCCACCGCACUUGGUAGUGAGUCCUGUGAUAUUGUGGAACUAUCCUUUCACAAUAAUAAGAUUGAAGCCGAUGCGGCCAUGUAUUUGGGACAGGCAAUCCGUGAGGCAGGGAAAUUAAGGCAUUUACAUUUAGGAUAUAACGCCAUACGAGACGCCGGGGCGGCGCAUCUCGCCCAAUGUAUUCCCGUUACCAUCAGUUUAUCUACACUGGAUCUUACUGCUAACCGUAUUGGUCCUGAUGGGGGUAAAGAAUUAGCAAGAGCCCUCAUGACAAGUACAUGUAAUAUUCAACGUUUGAAUUUACGGCACAAUCUUUUUGACAGUGAAACUAUUGAGAUGUAUGCUGAUGUUAUUCGACACAAUACUUCACUUAUUCAACUUUUUCUGGGUUUUAUGAAUCCAGAUCCAGGAGUUGCCGCUCUUGUACUUUCUGCGUUAAGCUCUAAUCGAACUAUGCUUUUACUUGAUAUCUUUGGAUGGAAACUGCAUCCGGAAAAUACAUUGGAGCUUAUUAGCAAUAUACAAAAAACAAACAAUACUGUAAUGACUAUUGUAACUGAUGCUUGUCAAUCCAUUGCGGGAGAAAUUGAUGCGGGUAAUCUAGAAAGGGAAGCACGUGGUCAACAUCCAAUAUAUGUUGGACCAGAUGAUCGCGAAGCAGCAGCUGCAACCACAAGUCUUCGUCGUAUUUCUCGAGCACAAUCACGACGUCAUUCACGAGCUUCCUCAAGAGGACCUCUUUCACGCACAGGGAGUCCACAACGUAGAGUAACGGAACGUUCAUCAUCCCGUAAAGACUCUGAUGCACAUUCACGACACUCCUCUCGGGCUCCACCAGAGCAGGUAUAUCGUUUUCCACAAAAUGACCAAACACGUACAGCAUCUCCAAAUUCAGUAAAAGAAAAGUAUAACCAACAAAAUCAAGGAAGUAUCUCACGUGAGUCAGGAGGGGAUAUGAAGGUACGAGGAAAAUCUCUCCCACAGUCUGAUAUUCAAGGAAAUGAAUCUAUGAGAAGGAUUAUUGAACAAUUACAAAAUGAGAUCAAUGAUAUGAAGCAGAAACAACGAACUUAUGAAUCACGUAUUAUGGCACUUGAGAAAAGGAAAGAAUGUUUCUGUGGAUGCGAACCUUCAGGUUUUGUUAAUCGAGGAAAAUCCUCCCAAGUUGCGCGAGAGAGUCCUCUUAGAAGAACUCAAGAUCAAUCUACUAAUGAUUCCAUGAAUCGUGGUGAUAUGAGUUAUACUCCCAUAAAGGAUGACUACAAAAUUCCUGAAAAUGGAAUGCAUAGUAAUCGCUCUACUACUAUGCAGUCUGGGUUUCACCAUCGGCAACCACAAGAUCAAACACCUCCGCGUCAAAGAAGUCGGCCUGCAUCUCUGCAUGGAUCUGAACACAACAGUCUCCCGGAUAGAGGAGCGGUGGUGAAUGCUCGCAGUCUCAGUGUCAACAGCACUGGUACCUGCGGUGCGCCAGCUGAUCUUCCACAGGUUGUGAAUAACCGCAUUGAGCGAUCGGAGCCGGCGGCGGAGCCAAGAGAGAUUCCAUCCGAGAGGAAACCACCAGAAGUGAUGUUGCAAACAUCCGCGCGGCCGAGCGUCGACUACCGACCUCAUCUUGGUCCUGCCCCAUCAAAGGACAAAAACCCACCAAGACGAAAGGGAUCAGUGCACAUCUAA